Lemur catta (Ring-tailed lemur) is the source of this 1318-nucleotide messenger RNA. It is a transcript of the gene SLC39A13, whose product is annotated as solute carrier family 39 member 13. Gene Ontology annotation, molecular function: zinc ion transmembrane transporter activity. NCBI's taxonomy places the organism in Eukaryota, Metazoa, Chordata, Mammalia, Primates, Lemuridae. The record is from RefSeq and is a predicted model, not a curated record. Gene Ontology annotation, biological process: zinc ion transmembrane transport; intracellular zinc ion homeostasis. The transcript has 10 exons. The coding region runs from base 157 to 1263 and encodes 368 amino acids. Gene Ontology annotation, cellular component: membrane.
UCCGGACAAGCCCCGUGUGACGUGGCCGCGCGCGGGGGGCGGCUCCGGGCCGGGGGCCGGGCGGCCGGGCGGGGCAGAGCCAGGGCGGGGCGCGGCACCGCAGCUGGAUGGCCGGGGCCGCCCGGAGCGCCACCGCCGCUGCCGCACGUACGUGGCAUGCCUGGAUGUCCCUGCCCUGGCUGUGGCAUGGCAGGCCAAAGGCUCCUCUUCCUCACUGCCCUUGCCCUGGAGCUCCUGGGAAGGGCUGGGGGUUCCCAGCCAGCCCUCCAGAACCGGGGGGCUGCAGCAGCCUGUCGCCUGGACAACAAGGAAAGCGAGUCCUGGGGGGCUCUGCUGAGUGGGGAGAGGCUGGACACCUGGAUCUGCUCCCUCCUGGGUUCUCUCAUGGUGGGGCUCAGUGGGGUCUUCCCGUUGCUCGUCAUUCCCCUGGAGAUGGGCACCAUGCUGCGCUCAGAAGCUGGGGCCCGGCGCCUGAAGCAGCUGCUCAGCUUUGCCUUGGGAGGACUCUUGGGCAAUGUGUUCCUACACCUGCUACCUGAGGCCUGGGCUUACACAUGCAGUGCCAGCCCUGGUGGUGAGGGGCAGAGCCUGCAGCAGCAACAGCAACUGGGGCUGUGGGUCAUUGCUGGCAUCCUGACCUUCCUGGUGUUGGAGAAGAUGUUCCUGGACAGCAAGGAGAGGGAGGGGACCAGCCAGGCCCCCUCCAAAGACCCCACUACUGCUGCCUCUGCCGGUGCCACACUCAAUGGAGGCCGCUGUCUGGCCCAGCCGGCUGCAGAGCCUGGCCUUGGUGCGGUGGUCCGGAGCAUCAAAGUCAGUGGCUAUCUCAACCUGCUGGCCAACACCAUCGACAACUUCACUCACGGGCUGGCCGUUGCUGCCAGCUUCCUUGUGAGCAAGAAGAUCGGGCUCCUGACGACCAUGGCCAUUCUCCUGCAUGAGAUCCCCCAUGAGGUGGGCGAUUUUGCCAUCCUGCUCCGGGCUGGCUUUGACCGAUGGAGCGCAGCCAAGCUGCAACUCUCAACGGCGCUGGGGGGCCUGCUGGGCGCCUGCUUCGCCAUCUGUACGCAGUCCCCCAAGGGAGUAGAGGAGACAGUGGCCUGGAUCCUGCCCUUCACCUCUGGCGGCUUUCUCUAUAUUGCCCUGGUGAAUGUGCUGCCCGACCUCUUGGAGGAAGAUGACCCGUGGCACUCCCUGCAGCAGGUGCUUCUGCUCUGCACUGGCAUCGUGGUGAUGGUGCUGUUCUCGCUCUUCGUCGAAUAACCAUCCCUGACGCCCCCAUGCCCCUAAAAGCAAUAAGAGACUCAGAUUCACUCUG